UGUUACUUUCACUUUUUCAGAAACGGAGAUAGUAUAUCCGUGGCGUAUUGUCCUAGUAUUGUUACACGAGAUGGUCGUAUUUACUUCGUCCCAUAUACGUAUAGUGAUUCAAAAAAAAAUAGAGAUUUUAUACAAAGAUAAUAGCAUCUUCUCGCCUGAACGGAUAUUGAUGACAGACAAAGCAUGAAUAUCAGAAAACUACUACCCUCAUCCCAUCAAUACCAUCAGAUCAUAUCUCUAGUUAAAUUCACAACCAAAUCGAUGACAAACCCACGGACUUUACAAAUCAAACAGCAAGUUUUAUCAACAAACCUUAUUAUAUCUUACGGUAGAAAAGGUUUACUUAGACAAGCACGUACAUUGUUUGAUGAAAUGCCUGAUAGUGAUGUAGUUUCAUGGACGGCUAUGAUUAAUGCAUAUGCAUCUUGCUAUGAAUAUAUUCAAGCAUGGUUAGUUUUUAUUGAGAUGAUUAAGGAAGGAAUUAACCCAAAUGGCUAUACAGUUUCAAGCAUUUUGAAAGUUUGCAGAGAAUUAGAAUGUUGUUAUCGUGGGAGGAUGGUUCAUGGUUUAGCUAUUAAGUGCAGUAUUGAUGGAUGUAUGUAUGUUGAAAAUGUACUCUUGGAUAUGUAUGCUACAUGUAGUCAUAACAUGAAUUAUGCAUGCAUGGUAUUUCAAGGGAUUAAAGUGGAAAAUGUUGUUGGAUGGACUACUAUGAUUGCUAGGUUUACUGAUAGAGGAGAUGGCUUGACUGGCCUUCGAAUUUUUCAACAAAUGUUGAAGCAGGAGGAAGUAGAACUGAGCCCAUAUAGUUGUUCAAUAGCAAUCAGAGCUUGUGCUUCAGUUAAGAUGAAAAAGUUAGGCAAGCAGAUGCAUGCAGCCGUUGUCAAAUACGGAUUCAGUUCAAGUCUCCCUGUCGGUAAUUCUUUAGUAGACAUGUACUGUAAAUGCAAUUGCUUAUCUGAAGCAUACACACACUUUCUUGAUAUGCGGGCACGAGAUUUGAUAACGUGGAACACAUUGAUUGCCGGGUAUGAAAGAUGUGGAUCUUUACGGUCUCUUCAUUUGUUUCCUCAGAUGGUUUCACAAGGUUUGAACCCAAAUUGCUUUACAUUUACAACUGCUGCAGCUGCUUGUGCUAAUUUAGCAUCUUGGAAUUGCGGGCAACAAAUCCAUGGUGGAAUUCUUCAGAGAGGCCUAGAAACCAAUAUAGCUCUUGCUAAUGCGCUAAUAGAUAUGUACGCGAAAUGUGGAAAUCUGAAAGAUUCUUGUAGGGUUUUCACUGAGAUGCCCAGAAGAAAUCUCAUUUCCUGGACUUCAAUGAUGAACGGAUACGGGUCUCAUGGUUAUGCAAAUGAAGCUAUUGGACUGUUUGAUAAAAUGGUCAAGUCAGGUGUAAAACCAGAUCAGGUUGUGUUCCUGGGUAUUUUAAGUGCUUGUAGCCACUCAGGACUUGUGGACGAAGGUUUGAAGUAUUUCAAGUCAAUGGUUACUGAUUAUUCCAUUAAACCAAACCAGGAGAUUUACGGGUGUGUUGUGGAUCUUCUUGGACGUGCGGGCAGAGUUAAAGAGGCCUACCAACUGAUUCGAAAAAUGCCGUUCAAACCCGAUGAGUCAGUUUGGGGUGCACUUCUUGGAGCUUGUAAAGCUCAUGGAACUUCAUAUUUGGGAGGAUUAGCUGGUAAGAAAAUAUUGGACUUGAGGCCAAAUGGGACUGAAACAUACGUAUUACUGUCAAAUAUCUACGCUGCUGAUGGAAAUUGGGAAGAAUUUGCGAAAAUGAGGAAACUAAUGAGAGGAAUGGGAAUGAACAAAAAAGAAGCAGCUAGGAGUUGGAUAGAAGUGAGAAAUCAAGUUUAUAGUUUCUUUGUUGGUGAUAAAAUGAGUUGCGAAGACAUUGAAUUGGUUUAUGCAGAGUUAGAAAGUCUUGCUCAGCAUAUGAAUGGAUCGUGUGAAGUUUCAAUGGAAGAUCACUUAUUGUACGAUAUGCAAGACGGAACUUGAAUAAAAGCCAUCAUAAGAAAGCUCUGCAUACUUGGAGAUAAUCUAGAAGAUAUGUUUCAGUCAUUUCGUCCCUAACUUUUACCAGCAUACAAGGAGCCACUCUAAAGAUCAACCGAGUUCGAGAAAAACUAGAAGACUGAUUAAUCAUUUUGUCUCUGAAUCAAAGAUGAUUUAUGCAGUAGAAUUCAAGUUCCGUAUAUACUGCGAAUACUGAAUUGCUGAAGUCGAAAAAUGUACGUUGAAAGAAAAUUACCUGGGCGAGAACCCAUAUUACUGAUUCUUGUGUAUGAAAUUUCUGGCAUGA
Papaver somniferum (opium poppy) is the source of this 2305-nucleotide messenger RNA. RefSeq names its product putative pentatricopeptide repeat-containing protein At1g56570. Lineage: Eukaryota; Viridiplantae; Streptophyta; Magnoliopsida; Ranunculales; Papaveraceae. The transcript is spliced from 2 exons. Gene Ontology annotation, molecular function: RNA binding; protein binding. Gene Ontology annotation, biological process: RNA modification. Bases 184 to 2001 code for a protein of 605 amino acids. The record is from RefSeq and is a predicted model, not a curated record.